This is a messenger RNA of Neodiprion fabricii, 2340 nucleotides long. RefSeq names its product polyadenylate-binding protein-interacting protein 1 (gene Paip1). Gene Ontology annotation, biological process: regulation of translational initiation. Gene Ontology annotation, molecular function: translation activator activity. The transcript has 10 exons. NCBI's taxonomy places the organism in Eukaryota, Metazoa, Arthropoda, Insecta, Hymenoptera, Diprionidae. Bases 658 to 2229 code for a protein of 523 amino acids. The record is from RefSeq and is a predicted model, not a curated record.
UGUGUCUCGCUGAUAUCGAGUAAAAAAUAAUGAAAAUACAAAGAACCUGACAUUUGUAUGGGCGAGUUGAAAACUGUGUGAAUUAAUUUAUUACAACGCGUAUUACGUCGGCAGUGAAUAACCGGCGUAUAAAACGAUAUACGUUAAAUAAAAAGUAAUUUCAGUCGGAAACUACUACCAUACAAAUAACCACAUCACGCGUUCAUACGUAGCCCCAAGGUUGUAAAGCAACAUGGCGACGAAUAUCGCUCUAUUUUUUAAUAACAAAUGAAGGCUGCGUCUGUCGUAAUUAUACACGAAACCGUUAUGGCGAUCUAGUAUUAAAAUUUCCGGUACCUCUGUUCGACGCGUUAUAAAUUUGCCAUAUUCUCAUACGCUAAAUCGACAGGUAAGCUCUGACCGCUGUUAUAGGCAUGUGUCGGUCCCGCGAUUACUCGUCUUGAAUCUAACAUCACAACUCGGCUCCGGCUGCCCGUCCUCGCGAGUUCAACGCAUCCAUAUUUAUAACCACGUGCGACGUGUUAAUGAGGAUAAAUAGCCGUACAUUGUCGACUGACGUAUACACCCGAUUAACAGCCCCGUUGAAUAUCGGAAACUGCUAAAUACAAGCUCCGUUUCAACACUGAUACUCAAUUCGAAGUAAAUUAUAACGAUAAAAUGGAUCCUCUUGGUGGGGAUCAACGAGUGAUACAACAAUCUCGAUCCACUCGUGGUCGAGGCCGUGGAUCUUGGGCACCGACACCAUCCCAGGAGACACGGGGACUCAGGCGACCACAUCACACUUCUGCUGCCAGCGUAAACACAGGUUCCAUGGAGAACACUGGAACGAAGACAGAUGGAGCCAAAGGUGACAUCGUCAAAAACUCAACACUUUCCGUUGAUGCCGCUGAAUUCGUACCCAAAAGCUUCAGUCCAGCACUGCCGAACCAGCAACAAUCUGGAUCAGCGAUGCCUAGACACUCGGUUCAGAAUCGGCUGAAUAAUGCAAGACAGGGCCAUCAUGGCGGGCAUCAACACGGCUUACAUCAACAGUACGUACCUCAGCAAAAUCGCUACAUUCCACAUCGGGAGCAUCAGGUCUACAUGGGUCCGCCACAGCACCAGCAUUAUAAUCAGUACUCAAAUACUCAAGAUUACGGGUAUUACGACAGAGGAUCAGGGGAUCACAGCAGACAUCAGGCCGAACAAAACGAGUUAGAUGUGGAAGGUGAUGGUGAAGAUUGGAGCGGAAUGAGGGGAAUGAUGGGACAGCUAGAAGUGGCGAUGCGGACACUCACUCUCAGUCCUGGGCGGUUUGACUCUUUGGUUGCAUCUCUCGUUGAUGCCAUUACUCCAUGUCUUACUAAUACAGUGCAGACGCAAGCUAUAAUUGGAGCCAUACUUGGACAGUCCAUAAACGAAGGAAAUUUCCGGUACAGCGGUGCACGUCUUUGCACAUUUUUGGAUAAUGCAGCUUUAAGCGAACGUGCUCCAUCCAUUUUCAGAGACACUCUCGUUGCUAGAUGUCGCGAGGAGACAGAAAAGUCAAUUGAGUUUUGGAUGCAGAGGAGUUUACCAGAAGAUGAAGUAAAGGAAAAACUUUGCCAUGGGUUAAUACUGUUUUUGGCUGAACUAGUCACUCAAAUGGAGUCAGAACCAGCAUCUGUAUUGGGAAAAUUGUUAAUUGAAUUAAUGUCUGCUGUUCUACAGCGCCCUGCUCCAAACUCUGCUAAACACAUCUGCCAGGCACUUAAGUUGGCAGGUCAAACUCUAGAAAGAGACAGUUGCGGUGGAGGGGCUGAGAUGGAAAAUGUAAUGCGUAGGCUCACUGGGCUUGUGAACGAUGGUCAGGUCGAUGUUCACGUCGGUCGAAUGGUUAAUAGCGUAGACGAACUCCGUCGGGGAAACUGGGGACGUCUUGUUUCAACGCACGGACCUUACAAUUCUACCGUCAAUGAUAGUCCUCAAACACCUGCAGAUGUAUCGCAACAGCCAUUAACAAAUGAACCCGUGUUUUACGGUCCUGAUGGCAACGUUUUAUCUCCAGAGGAGAGCAGAUUCUUGCAAGAUCUAACCGGGGACACGCCUGACGUCGAGGAAUUCGGCGAGGGAGAGGAUGAUGGCGACAUUGAUGGUAUUUGGAAUGAAGAAGGAGACGAUGGUGGGAUGGAUGAUGACAUUGCAGCAGCCUAUGAACAGUUUUUAAAGCUUGCUCCAAAUAAAAGCAAUGGUUAUACCAACGUUCCAUAGCGCCAUUCUCUACUAUGCCAGGGUCUGAAGUGACUAUUGGAACACACGAUGGGUGCUUCCACUGUGACGAAGCGCUUGCAUGCUACAUGCUCAAGUUGCUACCCCGAUACA